AUGGCAGAUUCUACGCCACUUGCUCUGUCGCACCUGCCAUCCGAAGAUCACGCUCCUUCCGUCCCAUCACCACUGAACCCAUCCACCGCACGAGCACCAGCACCGACACCAGUACAACGCGAGCAGAGAGAGAAGAAGGAGUCGUUGAAGAAGCGCGAGAGCAAUAAUAAUAACAAUAAUAAUGUCAACGGCACCUCGUCCAGCUCAAACCUCGGCAAGCGGAAAGCCAACAGCAAUAAUGCCUACUCAUCACCCCAACGCUUCAAUGUCCCACCCCCGCGAUCCCAGGACUUCGAGGCGCCAAAGGAGGACAUCAUGAUCUCGCACGAGCCAGUGCCCUUUGACAUGCCGGAUGGAGAACGGCAGCUAUACAAACCCAUCGACUUGGCGGAGAAUAAACGCUGGUAUCGAUAUGGUCGUGCCAUUGCAGACCCGCUCUUUCCUCAUAAGCAGUUCUAUCGCAGCACCUCACCCCCACCCCACUAUGCACGUCUCAGCUUCGAGGAUGCCGACAAGUGGAUGCACUUCACCACCAACGCCCUCAUCACGACCAAUGAAAAGGGCUGGAGGAUGGUGCGGAGUAAUGUCUGCGCCAGGGAAGGAACGCUCUACUACGAGAUCAAAGUGCAUCGGGGCGUGCCUGCCUCGGGACCAGAGGCCGACGCACCUGGGCCCCAACCUCACCUUCGCUUUGGCUUUGCUCGACGAGAAGCUCCCCUCGACGCGCCUGUAGGUUUUGAUGGGUACAGCUACGGAUUAACAGACAUCCGCUUCGACACCAUCCACCGCAGUCGUCCAGGCAAAUUCUUCCAUCCCAAGAAAGCAAAGGGCAAAGGCAGCAAAACACUCGCCACCGCAGGCCCCACCCCCGUCGUCCUCGCUCCAGAAGACCAGCACGUCAAAGAAGGCGACGUGAUAGGUGUAGAACUGCAACUCCCCUCCCUCACCCUCCACCAAAAGAUCGUCUCCGGAGUCUACAACCCCGCGGUAGAUAUAGGCGAUGGCUUUGAUCACCCAGCCUGGUCCUCCGACCCUUCCGGCGCGGAAGCAGUGGCGGAUGUAAUCCGCGAUCGAAUCCCAGUGGCCUACAAAGGCAACUCCUACUUCGAAAUCCUGGACCUGGUGAGUACGAAAACAAUGGAAGUCUACUCGGACCGCCAGACCAACCUCUCCAACCUCACCAACAACCUGACCAACCAAGCCACGACGAGCAAAGACGUGAUCAAGACUGCACCAAACCCCAACCACGAAGACGCAUCUUUACGCACCCUCCCUCAUUCCGCAAUCCGCGUCUACAAAAACGGGAAACUCCUAGGAACAGCCUUUGAAAACCUCCUCUCCUUCCUCCCUCCUGCCUCUACCCCAAGCAAAACCAUGGGUGCACGGGAAGGUUUCGACGACGGCAUGAUUGGUUAUUUCCCCGCCAUCUCCUGUUUCUGGGGCGGCAUAGCCGAAGUCAAUUUCGGGGACAGCAAGGAAGGGUUUUGGUGUCCGCCGGCUCAUCUUGCUGCGCCUACCAACCCUGCUGGGAGUAAGGAAGUACAGAUGGGUGGGUGUGGUGGUGGUGAGAGUGGGGAGAUUAAGAAGGGCUGGCAGCCGGGGAGACGGGCGAGGGGGGCGGGGGAGAGGUAUCGGGAGCAGGUUGCUGAGGAUGUGGUGUUUGAUCUUGUUGAUGAGGUGGAUUUUUUCGUGUUGGAUGGCGGCGAGGUGCCGGCUUCGGAUGGGAAUGGGAAUGGGAAUGGGAAUGGGCAUGAGAGGGGUAAGGGGAGGUUGAAGGAGGAGGAUUGA
This is a messenger RNA of Recurvomyces mirabilis, 1788 nucleotides long. RefSeq names its product transcription factor, contains a PHD finger motif (gene ASH2). NCBI's taxonomy places the organism in Eukaryota, Fungi, Ascomycota, Dothideomycetes, Mycosphaerellales, Teratosphaeriaceae. The transcript has a single exon. The record is from RefSeq and is a predicted model, not a curated record. Gene Ontology annotation, cellular component: Set1C/COMPASS complex. Gene Ontology annotation, molecular function: protein binding; transcription cis-regulatory region binding. The coding region runs from base 1 to 1788 and encodes 595 amino acids.